AUGACCCAUAGCCCCGAUAGUUGUUAUAGCUCCCCUGCUGGUUCCCUGUCUUCUAUUCCGGGGAUAGCGCCUAGAAAGCCUCUGGGAUAUAGCAGUUCACAGAAUUUCUUCAAAACCUUCGCUCCAGAUAUGGCUGCCACAACGGUAGAGAUGAACGAUAUUGAUGUGGAAUCAGCAAGGAAUGGGGACACGAGACACGGGUCUGAGGAUGGCAAUUAUCUUUGGAACAUUUUCCGGAAGGACCGACUGCCCGAGGAUUCCGAAUGCUGUGUGGGGUUUACAGACAAGUUCUUCAGAGUUUUUAAGUUCCUGUUCUACAUUUUCCUGUUGUUUGUGUUAAUAGGUGGCGUUAUUGUCACUCGAGCCGGGCUACAAAUUCUGGCGUCACUGCUUGGUGACCAUAAUAUAAGAUUUGAAAAUAGGACCGUUACACAGGAUUUUAUAUCAUACCUAUUUUUCUUCGUGAUUGCAAUACCCGACGCUCUCAAGUUUUUGCAGAGUUUUUUCAUGUUUCUUUUUGGUAGCCGUGAAAGUCCAACAUGUGCGCGUUUUUUAAUGAUAAUCUUCCGUGAGGGGCUCCAUCUUUUUGGCCUCGGGUGCCUGCUUUUCAAGGUCAUGCCCUACCUUGACCCUCUACAGACGUGUCUCGUGACAAUAUCUGUGCCCCUAUUACCGGCCUUUGUUAACUUGAUAUCAUAUUGCCACAGAAAAGCAUGCCAAAUGCGCAAAGGAAUCAAAAAGUUUUUUAACGUCUUCUUCAUACUGUUACUUAUACCAGCUGUUAUAAUUGUGCCAUAUACCCUCUCCCAGUCCAGUGAAAGUAAUAGUGCUAAGCGUUGGCCAGACAAGGUAGAGCUCAUUGCCUGGAUUCUUGUAUCGGUGUUCUUGAUGUCGGCGAGAUGGAUAGAAACAUACUCCUUUGUGUGCAGGAGAUUUAUAGAAGAUAGAAACGACAAGCGGGUAAAAGAUAAAGGAUACGUGAUUUCACAUAUGGCAUCCAGUAUCGUCAGAAUUAUCCUAUUGAUCAUUCUAUUUCCAACGUUUUAUUGUCGAGAUAUUCGAGGAAUUAAUGAUACGUAUGAUAAAUUCAUGUCAUUGACAGAAGUUUCAGGACUCCUUCCCCAGAACUGUUCUGAAUUUCUCAAUUUAUCGAGCCCCACCAUUAACAGUACUGUCACGUGCAGUGACGAGGGGAUAUCCUACUGGCUUGUGAUUAGUUCAUUUCUGGCUCAUACGAUUGGUGCAGUAUUAACAACCCAUUUUGGUGUUUUAGCUUGUAGAUUACGAAUGCAGAAACUGGGAUUUGCAAUUCCAUUUACUGUGGCAACACCUCUUUAUGUCAUUCUGUUGAUUGCACUGAAUGAAACAGGCAAUGACUUUGCAAAUGGUUACUUAUUGUUGAAAGCCGCCGAUAAAUGGUUACUGUUUGCAUUUUUCUUCAUUGGCUGGGUAGGACAAACCUGGGUCUGUCGACAUGUUUGGUACACACACCGCGAAGAACGUAUGGAAUUUGCCAACAGACUGUUUGUCCUACCCCACUUCUGUAGUCCAAUGGUGGACCUGGCGCUUUUACAUAGUCGGAAGAAAAGAAACGCAUCUGAGACAGAGAAACGAUCAGAUACCUCUAACGUAGACUCUAAGGUCUAUAUCUGCGCCACCAUGUGGCACGAAAAUCGGAUUGAAAUGAAGCAGAUUUUGAUAUCUAUAUUUAGACUUGAUCACCACCAGUUCCAGUAUGAGUAUAGCAAAAACGAACUGAAACAUAAAGAAAAAGAUUAUUACACAUUUGAAGCACACAUUCCUUUCGAUGAUGCCAUGGAAACCAAUAAAACAACAAAUAAAAGAGGUCCAAACGAUUUCGUCAGGCAGUUCAUGGAAAUCGUGGAUGAAGCGGCCAGUGCUUUUUACCAAAGAAAAGUUGUACUGGAUCCGCCCAAAAAAUAUGUAACUCCUUAUGGUGGGCGCUUGGAAUGGGAACUUCCUGGAGAAAAUAAAUUGAUUGUCCAUCUUAAAGACAAAGAAAAAAUACGUCACAAGAAAAGGUGGUCGCAGAUCAUGUACAUGUACUAUUUCAUUGGAUACGAACUUCUCAUGAAAGAGAAUAAACCGACAACCGGACCAAAUCCAAAUUUUGAUGACGUGCCUUCAAUAUUUGAAUUACUCUCUGAACAGGUGAAGCAAAAGGCUGAAAAUUCCUACAUCCUGGCACUUGAUGGUGACGUGGACUUCCAGCCAGAAGCUCUGCAGCUUUUGAUUGACCGUAUGAAGAUAAACCCCAAAGUUGGUGCAACAUGUGGACGCAUCAAACCUGGAGGGUCAGGGCCUGUGGUCUGGUAUCAGCGCUUUGAGUAUGCAAUUGGUCACUGGCUUCAGAAGUCUGCAGAACAUAUGUUUGGAUGCGUACUCUGCAGUCCUGGAUGUUUCAGUCUGUUUAGGAUGAAAGCUCUGAUGGACGAUAAUGUAAUGAGAACGUACGCGACAUUACCCACUGAGGCACGCCAUUUCCUCCAGUAUGACCAAGGAGAGGAUCGAUGGCUUUGCACUCUUAUGCUGCAACAAGGUUACAAGAUUGAAUACUGCGCAGCAGCAGAAGCGAUAACCUUUGCCCCGGAAGAGUUCAAAGAAUUCUUUAAUCAGAGAAGACGCUGGAUGCCCUCUACAAUGGCUAACAUUUUGGACUUGCUACAAAGCUACGCCCGUACAACAAAAAUGAACCCAAACAUUUCAUAUUUCUACAUUUUUUAUCAAAUAAUCUUAUUUGUAUCAUCCGUUUUAGGUCCUUCAACCGUUUUGCUGGCCCUAGAGUCUGCCGUUGCCUCAGUCUUUGGUGUAGCACCUUGGUUGGCCUAUCUUUUGACAUACGGCCCAACAAUAAUCUUCAUAUUCGUUUGUCUUAAAUGUAAAACCGAUACCCAACUGAACUGGGCGAUGGUUUUGAGUGCUAUAUACGCCCUAUUGAUGAUGGCAGUAUUUGUAGGGACUCUGGUGUCGAUUGCUAGCGAGGGUUGGUAUACCCCAACAGGAAUGUUUUUCUACAUUCUUGUUGGCACAUUCCUAAUUGCUGGCCUUCUUCAUCCACAUGAAUUCGGUGACCUUAUUUGGGGAAUCCUUUAUUUUAUUUGUAUUCCAGCAGGAUAUCUUUUCUUGAUAAUUUACGCAAUCUGUAAUUUGAAUAAUGUGUCGUGGGGUACGAGAGAAAAUAAAACGGCAGUUUUGGAAAAUGCUGGACAGGGUGGUAAAAAGAGCAAAAAGAAGGAGACAGAGGACGAAAUAGAUUUUGUUACAACGGAAAUGAUCAGUGGAAUGAUAAAGCAAGUUAAGAACACGAACGUUUCAGGAGCUUCUUGUUCCGAAGCUUUCUUCUCCGUAUUCCGUUGGAUGAAUAACCUUGUUAUAUUAAAAUCUCUGGAGUCUGUUCAAAAUAUAUUCGAAAAAAGCAAAGACGAAACUGAUCAAGGAUCUGAUCAGGCAGUUGGCAAGAAAUCACUGCUCAAAAGUAGGCGACACAGAAUACCAAAGAUUGACCCAAAUCAAUUAGACGAAACGUCAUGGGCGUUAGAAGACGUGAGAACGACGAAAAUAUCUACAUUAGACCAAAAAGAAGAGAAAUUCUGGAAGGGAUUAAUUCAGCAUUACCUUUAUCCAUUAGACGAAGAUAAGAAAAAACAAGACAAAGAUAAAGAAAUGUUGGCUGAAUUAAGAAACAAAGUGGCUUUUGGAUUUUUCUUCCUAAAUGCACUUUGGCUAGCGAUUAUGACAGCGAUGAACGAAGUGAAAUAUAUUAUAAACAUUAAAAUAACAGAUUCAGUGACCAUCGAACCACUUGGGUUUGUCUUUUUAGUUGUUUUCACCAUAUUGCUGCUGUUGCAGUUCUUUGGUAUGCUACUGCAUAGGCAUGAGACCCUUCUUCACAUCUUAGCUAUAACUAAACUUUUCAAAAGAAAGACACAUGACAUCAAGAAAGACAUCGGGGAACUUGCAAAAACCCCUGUGAAUGAUGACAGUACCAGCUUAAAUGAAACCGAUGAUGAUGACGACGACGCCAUUUACUGCAAUGAAUCUGUAAUUAAAGAAAUUGUAGAAAAGAGGAAAAAUGAUUUAGGUAGAAGUCACAUCGGGCACUAUGAAAAACGAAAAAGUCAGGGCUUAAACCUACGAAAAACUGUACGAAGAAACUUAAAGACAAUGGAGCGACGUGGACAAAGAGGUUAUACAAAUCAAACAAUACAGGAGUAAAUUAAGACCUCUUUUUUUAUAAAGUUCUAUUGAAUUAUAUUGAAAACGAUGUAGAGUUAAUCGGCAAAAUGUCUAAAACAAUAUCUAGUAACGAACAAACCAAAAAAUCUAAAUUAUAACAUUAUAUACCGAUCGUUUUAACCCUUCACAUUCAGGAUGUAUAAUUUAUAUAAUUAAUCUAUUGCCUUCAUGAUUGAAACUUUUAAAUCUCGGAUGAUAAAAGUCUAGACAAAUGAA
Molecule: messenger RNA, 4473 nt
Organism: Saccostrea cuccullata (small rock oyster)
Lineage: Eukaryota; Metazoa; Mollusca; Bivalvia; Ostreida; Ostreidae
Product: chitin synthase chs-2-like
Exons: 13
Coding region: 1-4236 (1411 amino acids)
Cellular component (GO): cell periphery; cell septum
Molecular function (GO): chitin synthase activity
Source: RefSeq, a predicted model, not a curated record